Molecule: messenger RNA, 1794 nt
Organism: Ananas comosus (pineapple)
Lineage: Eukaryota; Viridiplantae; Streptophyta; Magnoliopsida; Poales; Bromeliaceae
Product: putative disease resistance protein RGA3
Exons: 6
Coding region: 1-1794 (597 amino acids)
Biological process (GO): defense response to other organism
Molecular function (GO): ADP binding
Source: RefSeq, a predicted model, not a curated record
AUGGACGACGCCUUCGUGAAGCAAUGGCUCUCCGACCUCAGAGCCCUCCUCUUCGACGCCGACGACACCCUCGACCUCCACAACACCCUCUUCCUCCGUCCCGAUCCUAACCCUAACCCCAACCGCAAGCGCUCGUGGCUAGCGCUCGAUCGACCCCUCUGCCACCAUAGAAUUGGCGCCCAAAUCGCCGAGAUACACAAGAGGCUCGCGGAAAUCGCGGAGGGCCGUAAAAAUUUCCUCUUGAGGCCGGGAGAUGGGCGGCGGAGGGCUCCGGUGGGGGGAAGGCGCCACUGUUAUCAAUCUCCGAGCUUUUCUUCUUGUGAGAGAGCCAACGACCAACGUCGUUGGCAGGGCAGGCAUCGCGAGAGGGCUCAGAUUGUCCGGGAGCUGACCUCAGAUUGGAGGAUGGAUGUCCCCGUUCUACCCAUUUACGGUGCCGCGGGGAUCGGGAAGACGACGCUCGCACAAUUGGUGUUUGAUGAUGGGGAUGUGGUGAGGUAUUUCGGUUUGAGGAUUUGGGUUUCACUGUGUGAAGGGUGUGAUAUCAGGAGGGCCAUGAAGGAGACCGUGGAGGCAAUUACGAGGUCAAAAUACAGCCUUUUGAGCUUGCACAUAUUGCAGCACCGCCUCGGUGAGCUUCUUAGGAUGAACAGGUUCUUGCUUGUUCUAGAUAACUUGUGGGCCGAGGAUAGGCGGUUCUGGGAGAUAUUCUGGGUCCCGUUGCUCGCAGGGGAGAGUGAAAAGGAGAAAGAGUGUUGGGCGCUUCUUCAAGGCCGCACUUUCCCGCAAGGGGAUUCAGAGGAGGACAAAGGUUUGGUCGAGAUCGGUACAAAGAUAGCAGAGAAGUGUAAAGGCUCCCUAUUGGCCGCAAAGUCACUCAGUGACCUCUUGCAUGACUCAAAGGCUGAAGAGGAGUGGAUGAUCAGACUAAGUGAAAUGCCUGUUCUUGAAAAAGAUCAAAAUGGGGUGUUGCCGAGCUUACAGAUAAGUUAUCACCACUCGCCAUUUCAUUUAAAGCGGUGCUUUGCAUAUUGCUUCCUAUUUCCUAAUGGGUGUGCUUUUGAAAAGGAUGAGGUGGUCAGAUUGUGGAUGGCAGAAGAUUUGAUCGAACGCGAUGGAAGGAGACGGUUGGAGGUGACUGGGGUUUCUAGUACUUGCCAGCAGUGGAAACAAAGGUAUCAGAUUCCUAGCUUGAUGCACGAUCUGGCAUGGUUUGUUGCCAAAAAUGAGUUUGUGUGGUUGGAAAAUGAGAUUUCCGAUGUUACAGCUGAAUGGGUUCGUUAUGCAACCCUCUUUCAUCUUGACCAGAACCCUCUAGCAUUUGAGAAGUUAUAUGAGUAUGAAAAUCUACGUACUUUGAAGCUGUGUCGAGAAAUUAGAGUACCUUUGAAGCAGGUCCCAAAAGAGCUUUUCCUGAAACUAAGCGGUUUGCGGGUGCUAGAUUUGAGCAAUAGUGAAGUAAAGGAGUUGCCAGAUUUUGUUGGUGACUUGAUACACCUAAGUUUAAGAUUAGCAUCAGUUCUUUCAUAUCAUCAUCCCAGGAUGUGCGAAUUUCCAGCGAUUAAGUCGGAAGGAUUACAUGCAGGUCUUAUGGACAUCUGUACUUGCAAAUGGCUGAUAUCAGAUUUCUCUUCUCUGCAGCUUUCUGUCAGCCUCAAAAUUUCUGCUAAAACUGAAGAUACUUGUUUAUAUGGAACCACAGAUUUUCAUUUCUAUAGAUCAACGUACCAUGUUUCCUUUGUAGAUUCAUUUACUUAUAAUGAUACUCCUUCCGCACUGUCUUCUUGCUUCUAA